Molecule: messenger RNA, 984 nt
Organism: Naumovozyma castellii
Lineage: Eukaryota; Fungi; Ascomycota; Saccharomycetes; Saccharomycetales; Saccharomycetaceae
Gene: NOP1
Product: rRNA methyltransferase NOP1
Exons: 1
Coding region: 1-984 (327 amino acids)
Source: RefSeq, a predicted model, not a curated record
AUGUCAUUCAGACCAGGUAGCAGAGGUGGUUCCAGAGGUGGAUUCGGUGGUAGAGGUGGUUCCCGUGGUGGAUCCCGUGGUGGAUUCGGGGGUGGCCGUGGUGGUUCCCGUGGUGGAUUCGGUGGUGGCCGUGGUGGUGCCAGAGGUGGUUCCCGUGGUGGAUUUGGUGGCCGUGGUGGUUCCAGAGGUGGUGCCAGAGGUGGUCGUGGUGGUGCCAGAGGUGGUGCUGCUGGUGGUAACAGAGGUGGUGCUAAGGUUAUCAUUGAACCUCACAAGUUUGCAGGUGUUUACAUUGCAAGAGGUAAAGAAGAUCUUUUGGUUACUAAGAAUAUGGCCCCAGGUGAAUCAGUUUAUGGUGAAAAGAGAAUUUCUGUUGAAGAACCAUCUAAGGAAGAUGGUGUUCCACCAACUAAGACUGAAUACCGUGUUUGGAAUCCAUUUAGAUCCAAGUUGGCUGCCGGUAUUAUGGGUGGUUUAGAUGAAUUAUUUAUUGCCCCAGGUAAGAAGGUUUUAUAUUUAGGUGCUGCUUCAGGUACUUCUGUUUCUCAUGUUUCUGAUAUUGUUGGACCAGAAGGUGUCGUUUAUGCUGUUGAAUUCUCUCAUAGACCAGGUAGAGAAUUAAUUUCUAUGGCUAAGAAGAGACCAAAUAUUAUUCCAAUUAUUGAAGAUGCUAGACAUCCACAAAAAUACAGAAUGCUUGUUGGUAUGGUUGAUUGUGUGUUUGCGGAUGUUGCUCAACCUGAUCAAGCCAGAAUUAUUGCUUUGAACUCUCAUAUGUUCUUGAAGGAUCAAGGUGGUGUUGUUAUUUCCAUUAAGGCUAACUGUAUUGAUUCUACUGUUGAUGCUGAAACUGUUUUCGCUAGAGAAGUUCAAAAAUUACGUGAAGAACGUAUCAAGCCUCUAGAACAAUUGACUUUGGAACCUUAUGAAAGAGAUCAUUGUAUUGUUGUUGGCAGAUAUAUGAGAAGUGGAUUGAAGAAAUAA